GGGCUGGGAUGGACGUUUAUUUUGAUUUGACAUAUUCGUUCGUUAAAUGUCGUUUAACGGUUUUUAUUUGUUUAAAAAAACAUUUUAUCUGUUAUCAAAUAUCAAACUUGUAAAUGAAAAAAAUACACUGCACAUACACUGUUAAUUACAUUUCCAUUGAAUACUCUUAAAAAUGGGGAUGCCAAAUAGUAAAUUUGGUAAAGAAAUUCCAAAAGAAGAUUUACAUGAGGGAAGUGUACCCUCUACUCCAAUAUUAACUCCUAAAACAAUAGUGGAAACAGAGUUGGAUCCUCGAUCACCAAGUUUACACAUAGCCAGAACUCCAUUAGAGGUAUUGUGUGCUGUUGCAGAGAAACUAAAUUGUGAAAAUGAAACACCCAUAAGAAAUAAAAACAUUAUUCAAGAAAUUGACCCUAGAUCUCCAACAACUGAUUUUAGGCGAACACCAAUAGUAUUGGAAAGUUGUUAUGAUUCGACAAAAAAGCUUUAUAACAAACAUUUGAACAAAGUACGAUUAUCAGAAAUGACUCAAACUACUCCUAAUCCUGCAAUUAAUAAAAAAUCUGCAAUACCACCUAAGUUACUAGAAAGCAGCCCAAUACAAAGAAAAGUAGAAGCUUAUAAGAGGCGUUCAUUGGUAGGUUUGUUAGAAACUAAUGUAGAUUUCACGGAGACUGAUUUAGACAAAAUAUUACAAGACAAAUGUAAGGUUGAAGAAAAUCCUCAAAAUAAUGGAAUGGAUGAGAAUAUAAAUGAAGUGUGCAAUGGAAAGUCAGAAGAUAAAUUGCCAGUAGAUAAUGAAGAUGAUGGUUUACAACAGUUAUCUUUAAAUGAAAUUGGCAACAAUAAUGAAGGCACUAUAGUAAUAUCCGAUGAAAAUGAAACUAAAAAAGAUGUUGAAAAUGAUGGGAAACAUAAUAAUGCAGUUGAUACAGAUAACAAAUGUGAAGAAGAAAUCGUAUAUGAAGAACACGUAUUUGAGAGAACAAAAAUGCAUAUUUUACGUAGUCCUAAAUCUGCACCCUGUUCUCCGGUAAAAGUUUCUAAACUCAAAGAGAUAAAGUCACAACCUUUAACACCUCAUAUAGAUUUAACAGCAGAUAUCAAAGAAUUAGAUAAGAAAUUAACAAAUCUUAUAUAUGAAGAUAACGACCUUGUGGUAUGUCCAAGAAUUGUACAGUUACGUGAAAAUAAAGACAGGCCAGCCUUAAAAAGUUGUAAUGGGAAUGAGACAAGAGCCAAAUCUGUACAAAACCUUAAAGUUAGUGACAAACCUAGAAGAUCUGAUUAUGCUGUUAGUAAGAUACCUGUGUUUAGAGAGAAGAAGGGAAUUAGAGCAAGGAAUGAUGUUCAGUGUGAAAAUACACCUCCAAGAAACAUGGAGAAGAAAUCAAUUAAAAACAAAAAAAGUGACUGGGAUAACAAAGAUACUACAUUGUAUUUAUAAAAUUGUAAAUAGAUUAGAUUAGUUAGGUAUAUUUCUUGCCAAACAUUUCUUUGAGAUUGUUUGUGAUUUUCAGACUUUGAUAAAAAAAAUACUCUGGUAAUUCUUAGGAUCCGAGUUGUAUGCUUUUAUGCAUAACGAUAAUCGUAUUCUAUUAUGUUGCAUAUUUUUUGUUUAAUAAAAGUAUUUCAGUGUUUCUCACUAACUUGCGUGUGUUUGAGGCCAAAAUCAAUACUUGGUACAAUGCGUUGCUAUACUACAAUCACAAUAAAGAUGCACUAGAAAUAGACAAACCAAGACACGAAUGUUACGAGGAGUACUCUGAAAUUACCAUUUACAAUGUAGAUACAUUGUAAAUCCCAAUUCAUGAUUUACAAAGUUUAUACGUUGUAAAUCAUCAUUCGGGAGUGUUCGUCGUAACGUUCAACGUGUCUUGGUUUGUUUAUUUCUAGUGCAUCUUUAUUGUGACUUUAGUGGGUCGCGGACGUUUCCCCAACUGUCAUCAAUACGACUAACUUCACGCGUAACUUUGAUACGAGAAUUAUAAAAAAAUAUGCAUUGAAAUCCAGAUCCCGUAAUUUUUUAAGCGUUAUAAAGUGAGUACAAAGACAUACAUAUUUCUUUCUUUGUAAUUAUAGCUUCAAUUUACCGUACACUUCUCGUAGACUCUGCCGAUAAGGUAGAGUCGUGUUGGGGAAGAGUCGCGCACCUGACUUUAGUAUAUUUGUGUAUUCUUUUUCUCAUUAUCAUCUUUCAGUGCGUCACAGUUUUUCGAUUUCUCUCUAACGCAUUAAAUUGUAUGUGACAGAAAAAAAGGCACGUCUGGGAAUACUUCGGUAAUUAUUCUAGUUCGGUGAUUAUUCUAGUUGUCGAUAGAUGGCGCCAUAAUCAAAAAAGAAUUAUUUAUUAAAUAAAAUAAUAAUAUUAUCAAUAUAAUCUGUACAAUUUAUAAGACUAUACAAAUGAAAGAAAAUACCAUUUUAUAAAUGCAAUAGACACAAUUGAUUUGGUUUUAUUCCAAAUUGAAAAUAAAAUUUGACAACUGUCAGAUUUAACUAAAAUGUCACGUUAGAAUAAAUGUCAUAAAUGUGUAUUAUCACGGACUUACCUUUUUUUCUAUAAUUUGUGACGCACUGAAAAAUGUUCAUGAAAAGGAGAAUAAGUUUUAUGUACAGUCCCUGCUCAAUAUAUUAGACUCACCGUAGAAAAGGCAGUUUUUUUUAAUUUCAAGCACCUUAAAAGUAUCUUCAAAGUGAUAGGAACUGCUAAUCGGGUUAAAUAAUAAUUACUUAAUAAUUGUGAUACAUAAUUUAAGUUAAAAAUGGUAAAAAAUUUUUGAAUUGUGAAAACUUGAAGAUGGUAAUAGAAUGUGCUAAAAAUGCACAAGGACUCGACUUUUUUCAACUUUAGUUUUUUAGUUAAAUUAGUAAUUGGUGUUCAGUUUUCGUAAAAUUUGCAGUGGUGAGUGUUAAUAUUGUUCUAUAUUAAUGUUUAUUUUAAUUUCUUUAAUUUAUUUUAAGAUAUUAAUACCAAUAUGUUAAUUUUUAAAAGACGAAUAUCUCGGAUUGAAAUUUUUUCAUAUGAGUAAUUGUAAAAAUUUGUCUGUUAAGCAGAUCUCUUUUACUGUUUUAUUAGAAAAUACCACAUGUAUCAAAGAUAAAUAGCAAAAAAAUGGCAUAUCUUAUCGUCAGUUGAAAGGUUGGGCUAAAAAAUUAAAGAGACACAUCCUGUUACAUCGAUUUGAAGGGGUCAGUAUGGCCGAAAUAUUUCAGUCACCCCCAGAAAGCAACGAUUUUUAAAGAAUUUGGCUGUAAAACACAGAAGAGUCACCCAUAGCGAUAUAACCAAUAAAUUGGAAGAAUCAGAGUGUUCAGUAUCGGAGUCCACUGUACGCCGAAAUUUGUACAGUAUGGGAUUCAAAUGUUAUAGGCCAGUUAAGGAACCAAAACCAUCACCACAAAUGUCAAAGAAACGCUUAGUUUCGGCUAAUUUGCACAAAAAUUAUAUGGCAAUAGAGUCUUUAUGCAAAUUGGCCCAAACUAAGCGUUUUUUGAGCAUUUGUGGUGAUAGUUGGCUAUUUUCUUGGUUCCUCAACUGGCCUAUGAGAUUUGAAUCCCAUACUGCACAAAUUACGUGUACAAAUUAUGCGUACAGUGGACUCCGAUACUGAACACUCCGAUUCUUCCAAUUUAUUCCGUAUAUCGCAAUGGGUGACUCUUCUGUGUUUUACAGCCAAAUACUUUAAAAUUCCUCGCCCUCUGGAGGUGACUAAAAUCUUUCUAUCGUACCGACCGCUCCAAACCGAUGUAACAGGAUGUUUCUCUUUAAGUUUUUGACCCAACCUUCGAACUGACGAUAAAGAUAUGCCAUAUUUUUUUGCUAUUUCUCUUUCAUACAUGUGGUAAUUUCUAAUAGAGCAGUAACAGAAGAGAGCAGAAAAGAUUUGCUCAACAAAAAGAUCUUUACAAUCAUCCAUAUGAAAAAAUUGCAAACGACGACAUUCGUCUUUUAGAAAUUAACAUAUAUUUAUUAAUAUGUUAAAAUAAAUUAUACAAAUUAAAAACUAACAUUAAUAAAGACUAAUAUUAACACUUACUACUGCAAAUUUUACGAAAAUUUGAAUAUCAACCACUAAUUUAAUUAAAAAAGUAAAGUUAAAAAAGUCGAGUCAUUACACCCUUUUAGCCCAUUGCCAUCUGCCAAGUUUUCACAAUUUAAUCAAAAGGUCUCACCAUCUUUAUCUUAAUUAUGUAGCACGAUUAUCAGGUAAUUGUUAUUUAACCCAUUCAGCAGUACCGUAUGACUUUGAACAUACUUUUAAGGGGUUUCAAAGAAAAAAAACUGAUAUUUCUAGGGCGAGUCUAAUAAAUUGAGCAGAGACUGUAUAAUAUGUGUAUUUUAACAUGUCAUUGUAAUGUAACACCAUAGGCCAUAGAAUUUUAAGCUAUGAUUAAAUAUCGACGGUUGAAAGGAAAGGUUGUAAUUUUUUCACAAAUCAACUUUUUUCAGGAAAUUGAAAAACGUUCCAUUUAAGUAAUUUCAUGAUGAAUUAACCUAAUAAAUUUUUUCAUUAAUUUAUAUAUCAAAGUUGAUUUGUGGGUUACAACUACAACCAUAGAUAAAGAAUAUACUUACAACCUUUUACCUUCCAACCGCCGAUAUGUAUCAUAAAUUAAUUAAGUAUACUUCAAAUAUACCUAUACGAAUAGAAUUCCAAGAGUUAAAAUAACAUCAAAGUAGAGACAUUAUUUUAACAAAUUCUUAAAUAUGCUACAGAGAAAUAAAGAGGUUGUGCUUUCUAGAAAAAGCUUCCAAGUUGUACCAAUCUUCUUUAUGUAUCAUCUGCUUUUAGGAGAUUGGCAAUAAUAACAAAUACUUUUACUUUUGAUACUGCAGCUAUGAAUAGCAUAGACUUAUAUUAUCAUAGACAGAGUGUCAUUCAGAGCGAAGUGACGACACCAUCUUUUUAUUUGGCUUCUGUUUCACUCUUACGCAUAGUAAAGCUGUGACAGUUGUUCUCCCCUUCCGUGCCUAUACUCACACUUAAUGUCAUCUUAGUUUCUGGAUACAAUGUGCUAGAAAGAGAUACCGCAAACCAGUCCAUGAGAUCUUGUCAUCAGGAAGCGAGGGGGUAGGUUCACUCUAUAUUAAUAUAUACCUCUAUGAUGAAUAGGUGACCAGCUCUACAUAUAUAUAGGGCUUUUCAUUCACGGUCAUUUGUUUAGAACUCCUGUCAUCUGUCGUAUAAUCCGUGUAUAUUAAUAUUAUACACAGAUUAUACAACAUAAUAUGACAUCAGCUAGAAACAAAUGACAAUCGAUGAAAAGCCCGUAUACCAAUCAAAUAAUCAGUUAACAUAUUCACGGACACAACUGCAUAUGCAGACAUUUAUAAAGGGACAUGACUGUAUGAAGAUGCCGUGCUCCACUCUCCUUGUAUUAUCAUGUAUAGCAACAAAUACUUAUCUUAUCACAUGAUACUACAAACUUUGCAACUUUUUUCAUUAUUCGUAAUACCUCAAUUUGUUACUCUGUCAACAUAUUUUUAAUUUAUUGUUCUCUAGUCAACAUAUCAAAUGCUUCUAUUCAGCAUUUUAGUUAGUUCACUUUCCUCUUCCUCACAUCUACUCCUGCUCCAGGAGUAUUUGUAAGUCUUGUAUAGUCUCAUCACAAGUAUAUUCUUAAUUUCUGCAAUUGAUAUUAAAAUGGUUUUAAUAUGCUGAACAAGAAUGAGCAAAGUUGCCUUGCUUCUCUGUGUAUCCCUAUUUUUUCAGAAAAUUGUUUUCUACAAGCUUUAUCAAACGUCUUAUUGGAGUUGAUGAAAUAAACAGAGUAUUUGAUUAACAUCCAUAUAUCUUUGAAUGAUUAUAUUAAAUCUCACUAAUGUCUCUCGUGUGGUAUUACUAAAACCCAAACUGAGAUUUAAUACACAUAUUAUUAGGGUUUUCUAAAAAUUUUGAAUGUGCAAUUGAGGCGCUCAGUGCAACAGUGGCCUAAGCCACAAAUUGAGUAUUUUUAGAUUAAUAUAUCAAUAAAAGCAACAACAUUCAAUCUUCGGAUCAACAAGGGUCUACACAACCUACCUCUAUAUUUGCAAAGCAAAUAUAGAGGUAGGUUGUGUAGACAACAUAAGCAUAAUUGCAAAGAUUGUAUUUAUCUCAUAACUUCGUUUUUGGGGUUAGGCCACUGUUGCCCUGAGCGCCUCAAUUUUUAGGUACAUUUUAUAUAUUUGUAUUAGACAGAUCUUGAAUUUGAUUUUUUUUUUUGGCAAUGUAAUAAAUGUUGAUUUCUCUCAUUUUUCUCUUUUAAAUUUUUUUUUCUUUGAAUUCUGUCAGGUCCCAUCACUUUAUUUGAUUUUGCUAAAUUUAUUGCAUUUGACAAGAUUUACUGUAACUAAUAAAUCUUGUUAUACUUUAUUAAUGGUAUAUCCCUCAUGAAGUUUAGAUAAUAGUACCCUUGUGUUUAACCAAUAUGUUAUCUAUGACUUGAAAUUUUGGUUGUAGUACAAAACAAAAACCUACGAACGUAGGUUCCAUUUUUUUCAUUAUUCAAUAAUCGCAUAAUAUAGUCUGAGUAUGAUCUUAAAAUAAAUAGAGAUGAAUAUCUUAUACUAAUACUUUGCCUUACUGCUAAUUAAGACUAAGAUUUACCAGUAAGUAUUAUCACUGAGAAAAUCAUUGUUUGAUUUGAGUUCUAGUAGUAUUAAUAUUACUGCAGUUGGCACUUUGUAUUUGACAAAUUGUUGUCACUGCAGUUAACAAUAAGUUUGUAAAAUAUAUGCAAAUGUUUAAUAAAUUGGAUUGAAAACUA
Diabrotica virgifera virgifera (western corn rootworm) is the source of this 6753-nucleotide messenger RNA. RefSeq lists its product as uncharacterized. Bases 173 to 1447 code for a protein of 424 amino acids. The transcript is spliced from 2 exons. Lineage: Eukaryota; Metazoa; Arthropoda; Insecta; Coleoptera; Chrysomelidae. The record is from RefSeq and is a predicted model, not a curated record.